AACCUUUCCUUCCGAAGCACUCGCAGCUGUCAAACAAACCCAAACAACGCGCGUUCUCAAUUUGCGGUGCUUUGUGCAAAACUUUCCGCUAGCUUUUCCAUUAGAAAACUAAAGAUAUUCCGUAGAAAAUGUCGAAAGCGCAUCCCCCAGAGUUGAAAAAGUACAUGGACAAGCGGCUUUCGCUGAAGCUUAAUGGUGGACGUGUUGUUUCCGGCAUUCUGCGUGGUUUCGACCCGUUCAUGAACGUUGUGGUGGAUGAAUCGAUCGAGGAGUGCAAGGACGGUACCCGGAACAACAUCGGAAUGGUGGUUAUUCGGGGCAACAGUAUCAUCAUGGUGGAAGCAUUAGAUAGGAUAUAGUAUGGUGCCGGAUCUAUAAUCUUCGAAUAAAUCUAAACAUUCACAUAAAACAUUUA
This is a messenger RNA of Anopheles stephensi (Asian malaria mosquito), 415 nucleotides long. It is a transcript of the gene SNRPG, whose product is annotated as probable small nuclear ribonucleoprotein G. Gene Ontology annotation, biological process: mRNA splicing, via spliceosome; spliceosomal snRNP assembly. Gene Ontology annotation, molecular function: RNA binding. The record is from RefSeq and is a predicted model, not a curated record. Gene Ontology annotation, cellular component: P granule; U2-type prespliceosome; U5 snRNP. Bases 129 to 359 code for a protein of 76 amino acids. The transcript is spliced from 3 exons. Lineage: Eukaryota; Metazoa; Arthropoda; Insecta; Diptera; Culicidae.